AUGAGUGCACGUGGCCAAAAGCAGGGCACUCAGCCCUCAGCGCAAAGGACCUCCCCUAAUCGCGGCGGUAAGGCCCCCGUAGCUAACCCAAGGGGCGUUCCUCCCCCCCCGCCGCCCCCUCCGCCACCCCAACAACCUCCGGUUAAUCCUCCCCAGAGGCCUGCUGUCCAGCAACGGCCCAAGACGCCUCCGGAAAACAGCAUCGGCAUCGGCAUCGAGACAGAGUUCUACUUAGCAAGUCGCCAAAAUGAGACCCACCAGUCACUCCGGCUCUUCGCAAAAGCCAUGGUGGAGAAGUACCACGCGGAGAUCGGGCCAUCGUCCCGGUUACCCAAGAUGCAUUCCCUGGUCGGAGACCUAUACCGCGGUCCGCAUGGCAUGAGGCAUACGGAAUGGGCUCUUCAUCAUGACCCUACGUGCGAGACGACCAACUCACCGUGGGGCAUCGAGCUCGUCUCGCCCAUUCUCACCGCCUAUAAAGGUGGCGAGGUCUGGCGAGAAUCCGUGUCACAAAUGUGGCGGUUCCUGUCGCUUCGGUAUGGAGUCACGGCGGACGCAUCCUGCAGCACCCACGUCCAUCUCUCCCUCGCCCGCGGCUUUUCCCUCACGCAGUUGAAGCGCCUGGCCCAGGCUGUCAUUUACUUUGAGUGCGCUGUCGAGGCCCUCAUGCCCCCGGACCGCCGCGGGAACGAGUACGCGCGAAGCAACUGGAUCGACAACAAGCACCUGGCCUACAAGAACCUCAACAGAGACCAGUCUAUGCUCGCAAUCGAGGCGUGCAAGAGCCAGGAGGAGGUUAUUGCGCUGAUGAACCCGGACAAGUCCAAGUACUUUGGAGUCAACUUCCUCGCCCUGGAAAGGUACAAGACAGUUGAGUUUCGCCGCGGGGCUGCCAGCACCAAGCUCAACGAUGUCUUCAUGUGGGUCGAGUUUGCCAUGACCUUCCUCCAGGCGUCCAUUCAGCUGCCGAGCAAGAACGACUUCAGCAGAUUCCAGCCAACGGUUGGCGGUCUGAGGAACUUCUUUGACAAUGCCCACCUGGUUGAGGACCCCGGAAUGAACCAACGCAAAUACCUGGAUCUCCUCUUCCAUGGCCACGCGUCGAAUCAAAGAGCAGAGCCGAUCCCUGUUAAGCUGGAGACUUUGUCCAAGGAGAAGAAAGCGAAGCUGAGCAAGAAGAUCGAGGCUGACAAGCAGAGCAAUCCCAUGCUGGACAAAAUCGGCGACGCUACCCGGGAGGGUAUUCUUUGA
This is a messenger RNA of Chaetomium globosum CBS 148.51, 1251 nucleotides long. RefSeq lists its product as uncharacterized. NCBI's taxonomy places the organism in Eukaryota, Fungi, Ascomycota, Sordariomycetes, Sordariales, Chaetomiaceae. The record is from RefSeq and is a predicted model, not a curated record. Bases 1 to 1251 code for a protein of 416 amino acids. The transcript has 2 exons.